Molecule: messenger RNA, 567 nt
Organism: Oppiella nova
Lineage: Eukaryota; Metazoa; Arthropoda; Arachnida; Sarcoptiformes; Oppiidae
Source: the annotation of a GenBank genome assembly
CGAUUCACUGCCCAUUCGUUUCACAUCAUAUCCAACGACUGCAAGAAUAUCCGUAUUUUGAAUCUGUCUUCAUGUAAGUGGAUCUGCAGUCCACUCCUACUGCCUGUCAUCCAAUGCAACCCCAAUAUCGUGGUGCUGGACAUCUCCGGCUGCUAUGAACUCACGAAUGAUAUUCUCCACAAAUUGGCCUCAAAUUGUAAAUCAUUGAAAACAUUGAAACUACAGGACUGUCAUUGGGUUAACGCCAAUGCCAUCACAGACAUCGGACUCAAUUGCCAUCAGCUCGAGGACUUAAAUCUCGGCAGUUGUUGGGAAGUGUCCGACGACUCGGCCAUCGAUCUGAUCACUAAUUGUCAUAAUUUAAAGCAACUGUCGCUCUCGAAAAUCUAUGGCAUAACCGACAGAACAUUGUUUGCAUUGGCAUCAAAUGCUAAGCAUCUGGAGUAUCUGGAUGUGUCCGGGUGCUGGCGGAUCACCGACUAUGGCAUCAGGAAAAUUGGUGAAUACUGUAGUGAGUUGUCGCACCUAAAAGUGGGCGACUGCAGGGAUGUGACAGAUGAGAGUCUG